This is a messenger RNA of Cercocebus atys (sooty mangabey), 2661 nucleotides long. Its product is annotated as pregnancy-specific beta-1-glycoprotein 2-like. Gene Ontology annotation, molecular function: protein tyrosine kinase binding. Gene Ontology annotation, biological process: regulation of immune system process; signal transduction. The record is from RefSeq and is a predicted model, not a curated record. The transcript has 4 exons. Bases 18 to 1013 code for a protein of 331 amino acids. NCBI's taxonomy places the organism in Eukaryota, Metazoa, Chordata, Mammalia, Primates, Cercopithecidae. Gene Ontology annotation, cellular component: cell surface; plasma membrane.
CGCAGGCAGCACAGGCCAUGGGGCCCCUCUCAGCCCCUCCCUGCACACUGCACAUCACCUGGAAGGAGCUCCUGCUCACAGCAUCACUUUUAAUCUUCUGGAACCCACCCACCACUGCUCAAGUCACAAUUGAAGCCCAGCCAGCCAAAGUUUCCGAGGGGAAGGAUGUUCUUCUACUUGUCCACAAUUUGCCCCAGAAUCUUACUGGCUACAUCUGGUACAAAGGGCAAAAAACGGACCACCACCUUUACAUUACAUCAUAUGUGAUAGACACUGAAACAAUUAUAUUUGGGCCUGCAUACAGUGGACGAGAAACAGUAUAUUCCAAUGCAUCCCUGCUGAUCCAGAAUGUCACCCGGAAGGACACAGGAUCCUACACCAUAGAAAUCAUACAGCGAGGUGAUAGGACUGAAGGAGUAACUGGACAUUACACCUUAUACCAGGAGACUCCCAAGCCCUCCAUCUCCAGCAGCAACUUAAACCCCAGGGAGGCUGUGGAGACUGUGAUCUUAUCCUGUGAUCCUGACACUCAGGACGCAAGCUACCGGUGGCGGAUAAAUGGUCAGAGCCUCCGUAUCAGUCGCACGUUGCAGCUGUCCAAAAACAACAGGACCCUCACUCUAUUUGUUGUCACAAAGGAUACUACAGGACCCUAUGAAUGUGAAAUGAAGAAUCCAGUGAGUGCCAGCCGCAGUGACCCAGUCACCCUGAAUCUCCUCUAUGGUCCAGACGUCCCCAGGAUUUUCCCUUCAUUGAUCGACUACCGUUCAGGACAAAACCUCUACUUGUCAUGCUUCGCGGACUCUAAUCCACCGGCAGAGUAUACUUGGACGAUAAAUGGGACGUUUCUGCAAACAGGACCAAGGAUCUAUAUCCCCCAAAUUACUACAAAGCAUAGCGGGCUCUAUCGUUGCUCUGCUCGUAACUCAGCCACUGGCAGCGAACGUUCCACAUUAGAGACGAUCAGAGUCUCAGGUAAGUGGAUCCCUGCAUCAUUGGCAAUAGGGCUUUAGGUGGAGCCUAUCUGGCUUUCAGAGAAGAGUCAGGAAAACAUUUUUAUUCCCAGCCUGUGUCCCAUGGGCAGAAGCAAAUCCUAAAUUCUCCUCUUGAACCCUCCCAAUUUGUCUCUACAGACUCUCUUCUCCUUGUUUCCCUGUUUUCUAAUGGCUGACUUUGUAUCCAGUCUAAGAAGAGUAGGGAGGGGGCUUUUUCAGCCCUGAGCCCUGUGUUGGAAGAGGCUUCACAGAGGGACAUAAAGGAGAGUCCUCAAGGUCAGGUUGCUUCUCAGUGUCACCAACACAUACCUUUCUGCCACAUCUUUGUUUCUUUCACCUACUCCAUGAGCUACAAGGAACAUCUGAGGCUUUGAAACAUUUUUCCCCAAAAUUUUUCACAUUUUUCCCCCAAAUGAGAGGAGGAAGCCCCUUGGCUGAGAGGAGCAGCUCAGACUGCUCCCUGCUCUGCUCCGGGCGUCUCCAGUGACUGGCCCUGCCUGACUCCACCUAGGGUGGGACCAGCAUGUAUGGAGAAAGAGCCCUGGUGGCCUGUCCUGAAUUCGGAUAAAUCGAGCUGCCAGUUGAAGAUAAGCCAAGGCUGCAGGGAAACAAGACGAGAGGGAGCCUUGGGGCAGACCCUUGAGCUGUGUCCUGGCUCUGAAGUCACAGGCUGUAUGAGGCUGUGCGCACAGCACGUGGGACACAGCACAGAGGAUAGUAAGUGAUGCACACUUGGAGAAAUAGAGAGAUUCACCUCUGGGCCUCUGCAUGGCAGGAAAGGGGCAAUGCCAAAAAAAGUGUAUUUAUAGAGUGUAAGACUACCAGGACACUUUAUAUAUCUAUUAUAAGGCUUAUCAUUAACUAUUUUUAAGUGUGCAACUUAGUGUUGUGUAACCAUCACACUAUCCAUUUCCAGAACUUUUUCCUUUUACCGUGUUAAACCUCUGUACCCAAUAAACAGUAACUCUCACUCCUUCUCCCCCUAACUGUUAGCAUCCACCAUGCUAGUUUCUGUCUCUACAUAACUGGCUAUUCUAUCUUUCAUAAAUGGAAUUAUAUAAUAAUUAUCCUUUUGUGUCUGGCUUAUUUCAGUUAGCAUAAUGUCUUCAAGGUUCAUCCAUUUUGCAUGAUGUAUUAGAAUUUUAUUCCUUUUUAAGGUUGAAUAACAUUUUUCGAUGUAUAGAUAUACCUCAUUUGCCUACCCACUUAUCUUUCAAUGGACUUUCCCGUUGUUUCCAUUUUUUGGUUAUUGUGAGUAAUGCUUCUCUGAAUAUCAGUGUGCAAAUAUUUGUUCAAAUUUCUUUCAAUUCUAUAGGGAGUAUGUCCAGAAGUGGAAUUGCUGGAUCAAAUGGUAAUUUAUUGUUUAAUUUCUUGAGAAACAGCCACACCACUUUUUACAGUGGCUAUAACACUUCCCAUUCUCAUCAGCAAUGUACUAGAGCUCCAAUUUUUCCACCUAUUUGAAAAGACUUGUUGUUUUGUGUUGCUGUCAUUGUUGUUGUUUAUCAAAGCCAUCCUAAAGUGUGUGAGGUGGUGUAACACUGUGGUUUUGAUUUGCAUAUCUCUAAGUAUUCGUGACGCUGAGGAACUUUGCAUGGGCUUAUUGGAUAUUUGUAUAUCUUCCUUGGAGAAAACUAUUUUAAUCCUUUGUUAAUUUUUUUUUUUU